Molecule: messenger RNA, 834 nt
Organism: Brachypodium distachyon (stiff brome)
Lineage: Eukaryota; Viridiplantae; Streptophyta; Magnoliopsida; Poales; Poaceae
Product: antimicrobial peptides
Exons: 1
Coding region: 48-656 (202 amino acids)
Biological process (GO): defense response to fungus
Source: RefSeq, a predicted model, not a curated record
ACCUCACUCAUAUACUCAUCCGACUCUUCGUGUUAGCUAAGCUAGCCAUGGGUUCCAAGCGAGAAAGCGGUGUCUUCUGGUGUCUACUUCUCGCAGGUCUCCUCCUCCUGGCCGCGGCCUCGGCGGCGGAGGCCCGGUGGGAGCGGGACACGAAGAAGGAGGAUAUCCAAUGGUGCAAGAAGGACUGCGCUUGGAAGUUUGGGCAGGACUCACGGAAGGUGAAGGACUGCAAGGAGCACUGCGAACAUCGCCACAGCCCCGGAGGCCGGCUGCCGGAAGACAUCGAAGGCGACGAACCCAACUCCAAUGGCCACGGACAAGGAGAAGGAGAAGGAGAAGGGGAACGCUGCCGGCAACAGUGCGAGCGGUACCCACGCGGGUCGUACGGCCGGGAGCAGUGCAUCAAGGAGUGCGAGAGUACUAAGCAGGCGGACGGCGAGGGGAUGACGAACCAUCACGAAGCCGGCUGCAAGGAGGAAUGCAAGCGGCGGUACGGCCACGGGUACGAGAGGCAGCAGUGCGUGCGGGACUGCGAGAGCACCCCUCAUCACGGUGGCGGUGGCGGCGCCGGUGGACGCGGCCGGGAGGGCGACGAGCGCCAGCCGGAGCACGGAUGGGAGAUGAGGGUGGCCGGAGCCGUCCUCCAGGCGGUGUAACUGAAGAAGUAGCUCUAGCUCUUCAGGGAGGAUCCUCGAUCGACCUACCUGCUGCUGGUGCAUUUUGCGUACGUACGUACGUGACAUGCAGGGUGUGUAACUUGCGUACGUAUGCGUGCACGUGUGUGUGGAAUAGGAAUAAAUUGCGGUACUUUGCAGCGGCUCUGCAGCCGUGACA